Molecule: messenger RNA, 1899 nt
Organism: Notechis scutatus (mainland tiger snake)
Lineage: Eukaryota; Metazoa; Chordata; Lepidosauria; Squamata; Elapidae
Gene: KLHL14
Product: kelch like family member 14
Cellular component (GO): endoplasmic reticulum; neuron projection; neuronal cell body
Molecular function (GO): protein binding
Source: RefSeq, a predicted model, not a curated record
AUGUCACGGUCCGGGGACAGGACGUCUACCUUCGACCCCAGCCAUAGCGACAACCUGCUUCACGGCCUCAACCUGCUGUGGAGGAAGCAGCUCUUUUGCGACGUGACCCUGACGGCCCAAGGCCAGCAGUUCCAUUGCCACAAGGCCGUGCUGGCCUCCUGCUCCCAAUACUUCCGAUCGCUCUUCUCCAGCACCGCGGCUGGAGGAGGCGGGGGAGGCGGCGGCGGCGGCGGGGGGAGCGGGCUUAAUCACCCCUUGGGCGUUGGACCGGGAGCUCAGGACGGCCUGCUUCCGAAGGAGCAGCAGCAGCAGCAGGAGGAGCCCGGCACGCCCUCCUCCUCUCCGGAGGACAAGCUCUUGGCCAGCCCUAGGGCCAUCAACAACCUGGUGUUGCAAGGCUGCUCGUCGAUCGGACUGCGACUGGUGCUCGAGUACCUGUAUACCGCCAACGUGACCCUCUCCUUGGAUACGGUGGAGGAGGUCCUGUCGGUCAGCAAGAUCCUGCACAUCCCGCAGGUCACCAAGUUGUGCGUGCAGUUCCUCAACGACCAGAUUUCCGUCCAGAAUUACAAGCAAGUGUGCAAGAUCGCAGCCUUACACGGCCUCGAAGAGACCAAGAAACUGGCCAACAAGUACCUUGUGGAGGACGUGCUGCUGCUCAACUUCGAGGAGAUGCGCGCCCUGCUAGACUCAUUGCCUCCCCCGGUAGAAUCGGAGCUGGCGCUCUUCCAGAUGUCCGUCCUGUGGCUGGAGCACGAUCGGGAGACCCGCAUGCAGUACGCCCCGGACCUCAUGAAGCGCCUACGUUUUGCCCUUAUCCCGGCUCCGGAGCUUGUUGAGCGAGUCCAGUCGGUGGAUUUCAUGCGUACGGACCCGGUCUGCCAGAAGCUACUUCUGGAUGCCAUGAACUACCACCUGAUGCCUUUCAGGCAGCACUGCAGACAAAGUCUGGCCAGCAGAAUUCGUUCCAACAAGAAAAUGCUUUUAUUGGUUGGAGGGCUGCCUCCUGGACCUGACCGGCUUCCCAGCAAUUUGGUUCAGUAUUAUGAUGAUGAAAAGAAGACAUGGAAAAUACUGACAAUUAUGCCAUACAAUAGUGCCCAUCACUGUGUUGUGGAAGUAGAAAAUUUCUUGUUCGUUCUGGGAGGAGAAGAUCAGUGGAAUCCUAAUGGCAAACACAGUACAAACUUCGUCAGCCGGUAUGAUCCUAGGUUUAACAGCUGGAUACAACUUCCACCUAUGCAAGAAAGGAGAGCUAGUUUUUAUGCGUGUCGGCUUGAUAAGAACUUGUAUGUGAUUGGAGGGAGAAAUGAAACUGGCUACUUGUCAAGUGUGGAAUGCUAUAAUUUAGAGACAAAUGAGUGGCGUUAUGUAUCUUCCCUACCACAGCCUUUGGCAGCCCAUGCAGGAGCUGUACAUAAUGGAAAAAUCUAUAUUUCAGGUGGUGUCCAUAAUGGUGAAUAUGUCCCCUGGCUCUAUUGCUAUGACCCUAUAAUGGAUGUCUGGGCUAGAAAACAAGACAUGAACACAAAAAGAGCUAUCCACACACUGGCCGUAAUGAAUGACCGACUGUAUGCAAUUGGAGGAAAUCAUUUGAAAGGUUUUUCUCACCUGGAUGUCAUGCUUGUGGAAUGUUAUGACCCAAAGGGCGACCAAUGGAAUAUUCUGCAAACUCCUAUAUUGGAGGGUCGAAGUGGUCCUGGAUGUGCAGUCCUUGAUGACAACAUAUACCUUGUUGGAGGCUACAGCUGGAGUAUGGGAGCCUACAAAUCUUCUACUAUUUGUUAUAGUCCUGAGAAAGGAUCCUGGACAGAGCUCGAAGGAGAUGUAGCUGAGCCACUUGCAGGUCCCGCUUGCUCUACUGUCAUACUUCCUGCAUGUGUGCCGUACAACAAAUAA